This is a messenger RNA of Parnassius apollo (apollo), 888 nucleotides long. The record is from the annotation of a GenBank genome assembly. NCBI's taxonomy places the organism in Eukaryota, Metazoa, Arthropoda, Insecta, Lepidoptera, Papilionidae.
AUGUCGACCAAAAAACAUUUACGGAGUCAAGCAAAAGAAAUUACUGCGAAAGUGUACCGCAGAAUGAAAUAUGAAGCGGAAAAUGGAGUGGAAAAACUAUCUGACGCUAGAUGGCGAACUGCUCAAGCCGUUGGUGUUAGUGAAUCUACGAUUACACGAAUUUUGAAAGAAGAGAAGCAAGCUAGUACAUCAAAUGAUACGUCACAAAAAAUUUUUAGAUCGCCCUCAAAACCAAAAAGGAAGCGUACCAAGUCUAACCUGGAUGAUUUUGAUAUGGGUAUACUUCGCAGAACGAUAGCGACAUUUCAUACAGAAUUUAAUGAAUUACCAACGUUAAGAAAGCUGAAACAAGUAUUAACAGAAAGAAUUGGUUUUAACGGUUGUAUAGAAACUCUGCGUAUCAUUUUGAAGGAAUCGGGCUACGAGUGGUCCAAAAUAGAUGACAACCGUAAAGCUUUAGUAGAAAAGCAUGAUAUCCAAAUGUUACGCUUUCAAUAUUUGAGGCAAUUAAAAAAAUAUCGUGACGAGGGCCGCUAUAUCGUAUACACAGAUGAAAGUUAUGUUCAUACAACACAUCUGCAAAACAUGUGCUGGAAACCAGUCAAAGGAGUAUCAGCAGUGCAAAAAAAGUUGUCGAAAGGUACUCGGGUCAUAAUUGUUCACGCUGGUGGAUGUGAAGGAUUUGUUCCAAAUGCUAGUUUGGUGUAUAAAGCAAACUACACAAGUGGAGAUUAUCACGACAACAUGAAUCUGGAUAAUUAUAAGAAAUGGCUCACCACACAAUUACUGCCCAAUCUCCCGGUAAAGGCUGUCAUCGUUGUGGAUAACGCUUCUUACUCAUGCAAACGUGGCUUGCAGAAAAAAAUAUUCAGUUUGACGAAUCAAUGA